Molecule: messenger RNA, 1939 nt
Organism: Corylus avellana
Lineage: Eukaryota; Viridiplantae; Streptophyta; Magnoliopsida; Fagales; Betulaceae
Gene: SQD2
Product: sulfoquinovosyldiacylglycerol 2
Biological process (GO): sulfolipid biosynthetic process; glycolipid biosynthetic process
Cellular component (GO): chloroplast envelope
Molecular function (GO): UDP-sulfoquinovose:DAG sulfoquinovosyltransferase activity
Source: RefSeq, a predicted model, not a curated record
UUGUUUGAUACCUCCUACAGUCCCGCCAUAGAAAAGAAAAAAGAAUAUCCAAUAUGGGAAUACUCUAUCAGAUUCCUCUUCAAAAGCAUUCUCACCCACUAUCCGAAUAUUUAGCAAUCAAAUUCCCAACCCAACAAUCACAAAUACAUUAUACGUCUAUAUUAUAAACAACAUUCUCAUCAAUAACAUGACCAUCUCUUGUCUCUCUAUAAAUCCCACUCUCUCUCCUCCAGCUUUCCCAACUUUUUUUUCAUCUUCGGAUUCGUUUUCUUGCUUGCACGCUUCGAAUUCUCUUAAAGUUUCGUGCUUUACCUCCCAGAGAAGAAAACCCAUUUCACUAUUUUGCAAACAAGCUCGGUUUUUGAGGUCAAAGGGUGAGAGCCAGAGAGGAGAGCUUUUUGUGCUUAAAGCAAGCGAUAUGACUAUCUCCGAGGUCAGGGAAGAGGAGGAGGAGGGACCUCCACUGCUUGACUCUGAGACCAAUUCAAGGCCUCGCCGCAUUGCUCUGUUUGUUGAGCCUUCCCCGUUUGCAUAUGUGUCAGGGUAUAAAAACCGGUUCCAGAAUUUUAUUAGAUACUUACGUGAAAUGGGGGAUGAGGUGAUGGUUGUGACCACACAUGAAGGAGUGCCCGAGGAAUUUUAUGGAGCAAAAUUGAUUGGAUCACGGAGCUUUCCCUGCCCCUGGUAUCAGAAAGUCCCGCUUUCCCUGGCACUUAGUCCUAGAAUAAUUUCAGAGGUUGCCCGAUUUAAGCCUGACAUUAUACAUGCUUCAUCACCUGGGAUAAUGGUUUUCGGAGCUCUCGCCAUUGCAAAACUAUUGUGUGUCCCCAUAGUGAUGUCUUAUCACACUCACGUGCCAGUAUACAUCCCAAGAUACACCUUCAGUUGGCUGGUGAAACCCAUGUGGUUGGUCAUAAAGUUUCUACACAGAGCAGCUGAUCUUACAUUGGUUCCCUCAGCUGCCAUUGGCAGGGAUCUUGAAGCAGCGAGGGUGACAGCUGCUAACAAGAUUCGUCUUUGGAAUAAGGGUGUCGAUUCUGAAAGUUUCAACCCUCGUUUCCGCUCUCAAGAAAUGCGGUUCAGACUAAGUAAUGGCGAACCUGAGAAACCAUUGAUAGUUCAUGUUGGACGACUAGGAGUUGAGAAGAGCUUGGAUUUCCUCAAGAGCGUUAUGGAUAGGCUUCCAGAAGCACGGAUUGCUUUUAUUGGAGAUGGCCCAUAUAGAGAGGAGCUGGAAAAAAUGUUUACUGGCAUGCCUGCAGUAUUUACAGGGAUGCUAGGAGGUGAAGAGCUUUCACAGGCUUAUGCCAGUGGGGAUGUUUUUGUUAUGCCUUCAGAAUCUGAGACACUUGGGCUAGUUGUUCUGGAGGCCAUGUCUUCAGGAAUUCCCGUGGUGGGAGUUCGUGCUGGAGGAAUCCCAGAUAUAAUCCCUCCAGAUCAGGAGGGCAAAACUGGUUAUCUUUACAAUCCCGGUGAUCUUGAGGACUGCUUGAGCAAAUUGGAGCCUUUGUUGCACAAUGCAGAAUUGAGAGAAACCAUGGGGAAAGCCUCACGCGAAGAAAUGGAGAAGUAUGACUGGAAGGCAGCCACACGAACGAUACGCAAUGAACAAUAUAAUGCUGCCAUCUGGUUCUGGCGCAAGAAGAGAGCACAACUAUUGAGACCUCUUCAGUGGCUGGCAAAACGCCUUUUCCCAUCCCCAGAAGUUAUAUAGGUGAUAGGUGAUGCAAAAGUUUCUUGGAGUUUCUUUACUUGUUUGGCAGCUUUGCUCUGGACUUCGAAGGAACCCUUAUGCGAUGUACGUGUGAGUGAUUGCCAUACAUUCAUUUGCUGUAUAUAAUGGACCAUACAACAUGGUCAGAUGUGCUGUAUUUUGUGGCAUGAUCAAUUGACUUAGAUGUCAGUUUAAUGUUAUAUAACAAGGGAAGUUUUCGAGUUC